AUGUCUAAUGAAUUGAUCUUUAUCACCGGAGCCACUGGCUUCAUUGGUAGCGCCACUGCAGUAGCUGCUCUCAAGGCGGGGUAUCGAUUGCGAGUUUGUCUUCGCAAGCCGUCUGAGCAAUUGGAAACUCUGCUGUCAGAGUAUAGUGACCAAGUUGAAUUUGUCAUCAUUCCAGACCUGACUGAUGAGACGGCUUUCGACAACAAAUUGAACGGCGUGGACUAUGUCUUUCAUCUUGCAUCCCCUCUUCCCCAUGGGACGAACAAGCAGACAUACUUUCCCCCAGCCGUGAAAGGGACCACUGCCUUGCUGAAAGCAGCAGCAAAAGCGCCAUCCAUUAAAAAAGUCGUGAUUACCUCGUCCAUUGCGGCUUUCCUUCCAAUGUCUGGCAUUCCUACUGGUGGUGUGGUGAAAGAGGACAACGAUUGGGACUUUUCGGUUGAUGAAAAUGGAGAUUUCGAGGACCCCCAAAACCCAGCCGCAACACCAAUGCGACUAUAUCACGCCUCAAAACUUCUUGCAGAUAAUGCAACCUGGAAGUUCCGGGCAACAGCAAAGCCACAGUAUGCAUUGGUGACAUUGCAUCCCGCGUUUGUGUACGGGCGCAAUCUUGUUCAGAGUUCUGCCGACGGAAUCAAAGUGGGGUCUAACACUGGUCUGUGGGAUAUGAUCAUGAAGGCCGAUCCCAGUAGAAGCACUGUAGGAGUGCAUAUUCAAGAUGUGGCUGAAGCACACAUCAAGGCACUGGAUCCGAAGAUCGUGGAUGGCUCGAAAUAUCUACUGGCUGGGCAGAAGACGACGGGCCCUGAGAUUGCACGCAUUGUGCACAGACUCUACCCGGAUUCUGGAGCAUUGAUUUCCGAGAAUUUCCAGGGUGCUUCGUUCCCAGUUGAUACGACUAAGGCGGAAACAGAGCUUGGGAUUCAAUGGCGCUCAUUCGAGGCGAUGGUUCGGGAUCUAAUGGACCAGCAGCUCGGAGGUGGGCAUCGUCAAUCGAAUACACGCACCUGGCUCGCGACGACCACCGAUCGUCUCUCUACCCUACACACUGCGCCCAAGCUUCAUCGAGCCAUGGCUGCCGUCACUGAAAGUGCAGCUGCGCACAUCAUAUCUGCAGAACCGACGCGCGACCCUAGCUACAAUGACUUUUCUUUCACACCCUUUCUGCGCAAGAGCUUCGGCUUCGGACUCGCCAGCGAUCAUCCGGAAUGGCGCCAUCUACAACACACGGAUCGCUGGUUUGCAAACAUUUCCUCAAAGGACUAUGUAAGAAAGGACUCAAAUGCGAAUAUCUCCACGAAUACAACCUUCGACGAAUGCCAGAAUGCCAGUCGUUUUCACGAUCUGGAUACUGCACCAAUGGUGACGAUUGUCUUUACCAGCAUGUCCGCGAGGAGGCACGCCUGCCGCCUUGUGAGCACUAUGACCGCGGAUAUUGCGAAUUGGGACCACUAUGUGCAAAGCGACAUGUCCGCCGACCGUGUGCCGAUGCUCACCCUCGCUGGCCGGAAAACCUACCACGGCCUACAAUGCGCACUGAAAAAACGGAGGAAGAACUUGAGCACGAACGAGUUCUUAUCCGUGAAGAACAAGAGAGGGAAAAAGAACGAGAACGAGAAUGGCGAAACGAACGUGGUCGGGGUGGUGGAUUUGGGCGUGGUCGCUUCCGCGGCCGUGGAAGGGGUUAGGUGGAUUCUUAUCGCAAGGGUUUUUUUGGCGACAUUGCAUGGCAUGGAGUGA
This is a messenger RNA of Penicillium expansum, 1740 nucleotides long. It is a transcript of the gene yth1, whose product is annotated as cleavage polyadenylation factor RNA-binding subunit YTH1. The transcript is spliced from 5 exons. Gene Ontology annotation, molecular function: oxidoreductase activity, acting on the CH-OH group of donors, NAD or NADP as acceptor. The coding region runs from base 1 to 1740 and encodes 579 amino acids. The record is from RefSeq and is a predicted model, not a curated record. Lineage: Eukaryota; Fungi; Ascomycota; Eurotiomycetes; Eurotiales; Aspergillaceae.